ACAACGUUGUCAUUUAGAAGGUAAAGAGUUAGACAUAUAACAUUUCAAAAGCUUUUAGAAGAUUAAAGUUUUGAAGAAAACGGUAUGAAGAUUAAUUAUUAGAAAUAUUAAACUUAGAAACGUUCCGGUCCUCUUCACCGGUUGGCUAGGGCUGGUCAAGCGCCGCCCACCAGCGCUACAAUGAGUCUGAGAAACACCUGAGAUCAGAGGGACUCUGUACCUGGGAGCGGGAGCGCGCUGCGGACCGCGAACUGAAGGGGAAUGUAGAGUCAUUUACCGAAAUCAACAACAGCCUGAGACAGGACAGAAUGUUUACGACUAAGAGUCUGCAGCUAUGGAUACAGUUUUAUUAAUCACACUGUGUUUGCUGUGGACGACAACAACAGCGUCAGCAGUCGAGGGACCGCCUGAGCCUCGUAAUGUCCACUUCUACUCAGAGAACCUGAGGAACAUUGUGAGAUGGACGCCAGGAGAAGGAUCUCCCAGUGACACCGUCUACACUGUGGAAUACGCCAUUUACGGCGACGAGGAGGAGAACAGCACUGCGCAGGUGAGAUGGAGCCGUGUGAAGCACUGCACCUCAAUCGCACAGAACGAAUGUGACGUGUCUCAGGAGACCUUUAGCCUGGAGGAUGACUACUACGCCAGAGUCCGGGCCGUCAGCGCAAACGCACAGUCCGUCUGGACCGAGAGCAAGACCCGCUUCAGCCCGGAGUUUGACACGAUUCUCGGCGCGCCGCUGGUGGAGCUGACAGUGCUGCAGAAUUACGUAAACGUCAUAAUAAAGGGGCCCUUCAGGUGGAGAACAAAGAAGGUACAGAAAGACACUAUGGAAGAUCUAUGUAAUAUCUUCCCACACAUGAUCUACAGCGUCUCUGUGUUCAGCAGCAGGAGCGAUCACACGAAGUACAUGCGUCUUAAAAAUGGGAACCUGACGCUGGGCCCUGUGGACUUUUCCACACAGAUCUGUGUGGUGGUUCAGGCCCAGUCGGAGACUCACCCUCUGGCCUACAAACCCAGCGAACGCGUGUGCGUGGAGACACCCAAAGAUCCGUUCAGAGAUCAGCUGUUGGCUGCCAUGCUGGGUGGCGUGCUGCCGUCUGCUCUCUGUCUGUGUGUUCUGACUGUGCUCGGGGGUCUCAUCCACUGCUACAUCACCGACCACAGACAGAAACUACCCAAGAGCGUGCAAGUGGAGGAGAUGAGUGAAAAGCUUCACACUCUCCUACCUCAAAUGCCUCCAACAGUCAUCGUUAACAUGAUCAAGAUCGGAAAAGAAUCCGCACUGCUCGGUCCGGCGGCUCUGCCACAGCUGAUGUCCUGUGACGACUUGACAGCGUCUGAUGUACAGGCUCAGCUUAUGAACACUGAUCCUCAGCCGGCGGCGUGUUACGCGCAGCAGGUCGCUCCGCCGGCGGCAUCCGCUCCUCCCUUAGCUGACCUGCAGGACGAAGACUCGCUGAGUGUGGACUCUGAGCUGCAGCCGUGGCCGCAGGAGCCGCAGCACAUCGAGGCUGGAGAUUACGGGAUCGUGGUGCCGGCUAGUUUUGAACCUCCGGUGCGGCGUGAGGCCGAGAGCAGCCCGUACAGGACACAGGGACACACAGUACAGCCUGUGGAUGCCUGUGAGGAUGAGCUGGAUGACGAAGACCAAACACAGAUAUUUUUGGACUGGAGCCCAGAGACUCGAGAACUGAAAAUCCCUCUGAUGGGCUUGUUAGGGCGAGAGGAUGAAGCACAGGUACAGACUGAAGCGGUCACACUGCUGCCCAACGUCAUCCUCAGACAGAGCUCGGAGGACAGCGGCGAGUCGGAGGAUGACUUCACCAAGAUGGAGCGAGACUGGGGCCUUAUCAUCCACUCCAGCCCAGAUUAAACACAACACGCUCAGGAAUAAUGAAAGACUCCAGACACAACAUGAAGAUCAUAUACACUUGCUAUUUAUCAUAUCCAUGGUGUUCAGUUUUGAGGUCUACAAAUGAGACGACAUAAUGAAGGAUUUUUUUACUUUGUUUUCUGCUUUGAAUGUGAACAGACUGAACAAAGUUCAGUUCUUCAGCUCCUGUAUUAAAUUACAUUUAAUCACGGCCAACACUUUGCUCCAAAAGCCUCAGGCGUACACAACCUGGAAGCUGCUCAAGGGAAAUAAAAUUGGGAAAUUUGCUUCAUGAGAACUGGGUUCAGGAUUUUUGAGCCAAUCACUUGAGCUGUAGACGCCACGUAUCAGAAAACUCGUCAACAUUCAUUAUUCAGCUGUAAAAAAAAAGUCUAUUUCACACCAGAAAUGAUCUCUGAUAAAACAUCUCGGUAACACAUUAGUUUCCAUUUCUCAUUAUUAACUGGUUGCUUAUUAGCAUGGAUCUCACUAGCAUAUUGGCUGUUUAUGAUUACUUAUAAAGCACAUAAUGCCUUAUCAUAGCUUACAGUGAGAAUUUGACCUUGAAAUAAAGUGUGACCAGCAGUGUUGGGGGUAACGCAUUACAAGUAACGCGAGUUACAUAAUUAUAUUACUUUUUCAAGUAACUAGUAAAAUAACGCAUUACUUUUGAAUUUCUAAUAAAUAUCUGAGUUACUUUUUCAAAUAAGUAACACCAGUUACUUUUUUUCCCCAUUUAUUGAUUGACAAGUCUCCUGUGGGGAAACUGUGAGUAAACAUGACGUUACUGUAUUCUAGACUAAAUGUGAACAUCAUUAAUUGAUCUCACUCACAAAAAAUUGAUUCAGUAUUUCUCAAAAUGAAUAAAAAAUAAGAAUAUGACGCAACCCUGCAAUAAUUAAAUAUGUUAAAUAAAACAUAUAUAAUUUUAUUAACCAGUGUCUUUGCAGCUGACUUUUGAUGAUGCAAUUCAACCACACUAAUAAGCAAAAAUUACUUUAGAUAAACUAACAUUUGUGCUUCAUUUUUUAGCUGAAGAGUGAUCUCCUGCAUAAAUGUACUUUUCUUUCAGCCUGAGGUGAAUUCAUUUUUACAUGGUGUAAAAGGGCUUUUACAUUAGAAUUGUUUAAUAUUAAAAACAAAGAAGGAAGCCCUGGCCAGAUUUAAAAAGUAACACAAAAGUAACGUAACGCAUUACUUUCCAACAUAAUUAGUUACUUUUUCAGGGAGUAACGCAAAAUUGUAAUGCAUUACUUUUAAAAGUAACUUUCCCCAACACUGGUGACCAACAUCUAACACAAUGAAAAAUAAUAAUACAGUGAAAAAUGUGCGACUGUCAAACUCUUGAGCAGAAGACAGAUUUCAUUUGACAGAAAUGAAACAAGAGUUUGUUCUGUACUGUUGUGUACAUCAGUGAUUUUCUGAUGAAACAUUGCAAAUAUGUUAAAAAAGUGGAAAAAUAAACCAUUCUUUGUGAACAUUAGAAACAUAA
Molecule: messenger RNA, 3368 nt
Organism: Labeo rohita (rohu)
Lineage: Eukaryota; Metazoa; Chordata; Actinopteri; Cypriniformes; Cyprinidae
Gene: il20ra
Product: interleukin 20 receptor, alpha
Exons: 7
Coding region: 335-1876 (513 amino acids)
Molecular function (GO): protein binding
Source: RefSeq, a predicted model, not a curated record